AUGGGUGCCUUGAGAGCACAUAAACUCAUUCACAGCGGGGUUCGUCCUCACAAAUGUGAAAUAUGCGAUAAGACAUUCACGCAAAUGGCUGCCUUGAUAGCACAUAAACUCACUCACAGUGGGGCUCGUCCUCACAAAUGUGAAUUAUGCGAUAAGACAUUCAGAACAAUGUUUGCCUUGAGAUCACAUAAACUUAUUCACAGUGGGGCUCGUCCUCACAAAUGUGAAAUAUGCUAUAUGACAUUCACACAAAUGAGUAGCUUGAGUGCACAUAAACUCAUUCACACUGGGGAACGACCUCACAAAUGUGAAACAUGCAAUAAGACAUUUGCUCAAGUGAGUACUUUGAAUAGACAUGUGCUUAUUCACACUGGAGAACGGCCUCACAAAUGUGAAAUAUGCGAUAAGACAUUCACACAAGCAAGUAGCUUGAGAACUCAUAUGCCCGUUCACAGUGGGGUACGGCCCCAUAAGUGUACAGUAUGUGAUAAAACAUUUGCACGGACCAAGCAUCCUCAAAAAGCACAUCGUUACACACAACAAAAAAGUAAUUAUAAAUAUAAAGUAUGCAAUAAGGGAUUUUGCCAAAUGGCUGCGCAAUGA
Messenger RNA from Ctenocephalides felis (cat flea), 603 nucleotides. RefSeq names its product zinc finger protein 492-like. Gene Ontology annotation, biological process: regulation of transcription by RNA polymerase II. Gene Ontology annotation, molecular function: DNA-binding transcription factor activity; RNA polymerase II cis-regulatory region sequence-specific DNA binding. The transcript has a single exon. The coding region runs from base 1 to 603 and encodes 200 amino acids. The record is from RefSeq and is a predicted model, not a curated record. NCBI's taxonomy places the organism in Eukaryota, Metazoa, Arthropoda, Insecta, Siphonaptera, Pulicidae.